GUUAACCGCUUUGUUGUUUGGCACAGCCAACGGAACCAACAGCUCGGCAAUCCACCGCAGCACGAGGCUGAAUCGAAUUGACUCUGGCAGUCACUUCGCCCCGACAACAUUAGCUCCUCCAUCAUCGACACACGUUUUUAUUAUAUUCUUUUCCACCAUAAUCUAAUUUUCUAGUAUAAUUCUGGUUCCAAGUCAACCGAUCAUCACGCCAUAAUGUCGUCCGUUCAGCUCAAGUUUUCUCUUCGGACCUCUUCCAAUGUCAAGACCGUCCACUUGGUCGGUUCCUGGGACAGCUACUCCCGCCAGAUCCCUCUCUCGCGCGAUGAGAACAAGUCUGGCUCGUGGGUGGGCAAGUUUCGCUUCCAGACUUCCAUGCUUAAGCUCGGUGCUCGCUACUGGUACUACUACAUCAUGGACGGUUACCACGUCUCCCAUGAUCCCGCUGUUGAAUAUACCGUGGAGCCCACUACUGGCCGCAAGCUUAACAUUCUGGAUGUUCCUGGCGGCAAGUCCUCCAGCUCUUCAUCAGCUCCAAGCAAGAGCCACCGCCGCACAUCGGCCUCAGAAGUGGCCAAGGGUCGCGCUUUGUCUCCAUCCAAGAUCCAGCACCCCAAGCCCUCGAAGCCCUACGCCUCACGCCAGAUUCGGGAGACCGACUUCGUCGGAGGUCCCCCAACCAUGGACGACCUGACCCGGCGAUUUGCGGGCUCCCGCCUGUCGGAUGAGUACUCGCUAUCCAACAGCCCGCCCAGCUCUGUGGGCAGCUCGCUGUCAUCCCGCUCUUCGGGCAGUACCUCGCCCUCGUCGCUCAGUUCAAUGAGUGAUCCUCCGACCCCCAUCUGCCGGUGCGAGCGCUAUGGCAUCACUCGCAAGGGGGACCGCGUCAAGUUGGACUGUGGAGGCAGUCGUUGUGGGUAUGUCACCGAGUCCUCGGAGGCGAGUUGCUCCGAGUCGGAAGAUAGCGAUGAGGAAUACCGACGGGCACGGAGCGCUGUCAGGAGACAAGGAAUUGUCGUCCGGAGAUAGAGGAAUUGCCCUUUCAGGUGAUGGACGAAGGGUGUCGAUUUUUAUCAAUCAGCUCGUGCACACUACCGGGGCUUGCUACAACGACCUCCAUGGUGUGUUACCAGCUUGUUGCGGAGCAAAACACUCAUUUUGGUUUGAGACCGGACC
This is a messenger RNA of Aspergillus saccharolyticus JOP 1030-1, 1173 nucleotides long. RefSeq names its product GTP-binding protein EsdC (gene esdC). Lineage: Eukaryota; Fungi; Ascomycota; Eurotiomycetes; Eurotiales; Aspergillaceae. The coding region runs from base 214 to 1026 and encodes 270 amino acids. The transcript is spliced from 2 exons. The record is from RefSeq and is a predicted model, not a curated record.